Nanorana parkeri is the source of this 849-nucleotide messenger RNA. RefSeq names its product INO80 complex subunit E (gene INO80E). The record is from RefSeq and is a predicted model, not a curated record. Gene Ontology annotation, biological process: chromatin remodeling. Bases 78 to 803 code for a protein of 241 amino acids. Gene Ontology annotation, cellular component: nucleus; Ino80 complex. Lineage: Eukaryota; Metazoa; Chordata; Amphibia; Anura; Dicroglossidae. The transcript is spliced from 8 exons.
GUUACUACAGGAACUGGCCAGGUUUGUCUUCCUGUUACAGAAAGGAGCUGUGUGUGAGGGACCUGUGUGAGCCGAGAAUGAACGGACAGGCGGACGGCGAGGUGGACUACAAGAGGAAGUACAAGAAUCUCAAACGCAAGCUGAAGUUUCUCAUCUAUGAACAGGAAUGUUUCCAGGAAGAGCUGAGAAGAGCUCAGAGGAAGCUGCUGAAAGUCUCCCGGGACAAAAGCUUCUUAUUGGACAGGAUUCUGCAGUAUGAGAAUGUCGAUGAUGACUCCUCAGACUCUGAUAUGACGGCUUCAUCAGAUAACAGUGACACAGAGGGAGGCCGGGACACCAGCACGCCCACGGCUAAAAGGAAGCGGAGCCCAUCGGCUGGCCCAGCCUCCCCGCCACCCUCCUCCUCAUCGGCCUUAUCCUUACACACGGCUGGAGGGUCCUACCUGAGUGCGAUGAGCUCACCCCCCUACACCCCGUUCCCCUCGGAAUAUCUGGCUCCCAUUCCCAACUCCACGCCCCCCAAAACCGACCGACCCAAGAGAGACAGAAAGAACCGCAGCAGUAACCCCAAGAAGCCCAAGAUUCCGCUGAGUCCCCCCUCUAGCUGUGGCGGAGUCUUACCCUUCAGCCCCCGCUCUUCAGGCCUCCCGUCCCUCUCGUCUUCGAGCAAGCACGCGCCGCCUGGCACCAUCCUCAGCACCGUCCCUCAGCAGAUGUUUAGCGACGGCGGCGAGGGCAGCGGAGAUGAGGGCCCCUUGGAUGGAGACGAGGAGGAUGACUUGGUCAUAGACAUUCCCGAGUAAAACCGAGCACGUCCGGAUGCGUUCAAACUUGCUCGCUUCUUCGCUU